Molecule: messenger RNA, 426 nt
Organism: Aspergillus ruber CBS 135680
Lineage: Eukaryota; Fungi; Ascomycota; Eurotiomycetes; Eurotiales; Aspergillaceae
Exons: 1
Source: RefSeq, a predicted model, not a curated record
ACCGCAUACCAGCGCCUGCAAGCCAAAGGGUUUUAUAAACAAGUAGUCAUUCCCGAUUUCUACGGAACGAUCACGAAAAUCCAACCAGCCCUCUUGCCAGAUCUGCACAUGUUCCUUGGUGACAAGCUACCUCCCAACGCCAUCCUGAUCAAGUACAUCCCAAACCUGCAACACAUAGACCUAUCCAACUACACAGGAUCGCCUGGUCAAGAUUCGCGUAUUUUCUACGAAAUCCACAAGGUGAGUGUCUAUCAAGGUGAUGCGAGACUAAGGAGCAUGAUCGUGUUUCCGGGAGAGUCGAUUGGAAUACCAAAUAGAGUGCUCUGGGUGGAUUUUGAUUCCGCGCAGACCCUUCCGGAGGACGAGCUACUGUCAAAGAGAUAGGAAACGUGGAUCGUGCGAGAGGUCAAAAUCAUGGAACAAUUU